Capsicum annuum is the source of this 2408-nucleotide messenger RNA. RefSeq names its product serine/threonine-protein kinase par-1. The record is from RefSeq and is a predicted model, not a curated record. Gene Ontology annotation, molecular function: ATP binding; protein kinase activity. Lineage: Eukaryota; Viridiplantae; Streptophyta; Magnoliopsida; Solanales; Solanaceae. Gene Ontology annotation, biological process: protein phosphorylation; regulation of DNA-templated transcription.
GAAUCGAAGCGCUGAGCAACUAUAUGGUUAUUCAGCUGCCGAAGCUAUUGGGCAGGAUCUUCUUGAGCUGAUAACAGAUCCCAAGGAUCAUGCAGUGGCUAAAAUCAUUAUACACAGAGUGAAAAUGGGUGAGAAUUGGACUGGACAAUUUCCUGUGAAGAAUAAGCAGGGGGACAGAUUUUUAGUAGUAGCGACAGAUACUCCACUUUAUGAUGAUGAUGGUACAUUUGUUGGUAUUAUUUGUGUAUCAAGUGAUGCGAGGCCUUUUCAUGAAUCAUCUGCGGAGGUGAAGCAUAUAGAAGCUGAUAAAAGUUCUGGUAUGCCUAGAAGCAUUGCUAAUGCAAGACUUGGACUUGAUCCACAGCAACCUCUGCAAGUUGCCAUUGCCUCCAAAAUAUCAAAUUUGGCUUCAAAGGUGAGCAACAAGGUUAAGUCAAAAAUGAAAACUGGAGAGGACAGCAUCCUUCGGAAAGGUGGAAGUGGAGAUAGUCACCGUUCUGGUCAUGCUUUUUCUGACGCUGCUCUAUUGGAUCAAAGGGAGGAUGCAAAUUCAAGUGGAGCAAGUACACCCAGGGGAGAUGUUCACAUUUCUCCAUUUGGGGUAUUCUCUAAUGUUGCAAAAGAGGAGCUCUCUAAAGAAAAAUCAUCGAGAGAUUCUGGAGAUGAGAGUGAGGGAAAACCUGGGAUCUCUAAGAUUAUAACCUCAAAGGCAGAGGCAUGGAUGGUUAAGAAGAACUUAUCAUGGCCAUGGAGAGGCGAUGAGCGAGAAGUAUCAGAGGCAAAGACUACCCGAUUUGUUUGGCCCUGGCUAAACAAUGACCAAGAUAAUGAGUGGAAUCAUUUCAAGAGUUCUAAUGCAGUAUCAACACCAGAAGAUCAGAUUAUUGAAAGUAGCCGUACAGCUACCAAUGAGGCUUGGGGAUCCUGGUCAUCAUCAUUUAAUGUUAAUAGCACAAGCAGUGCUAGUAGUACCGAUAGCACCACUAGUACUGCAGUUAAUAAAGUGGACGCUGAUACUGAUUGCUUGGAUUAUGAAAUCUUGUGGGAGGACAUGACAAUCGGAGAACAAAUUGGGCAAGGUUCUUGUGGAACUGUUUAUCAUGGGCUGUGGUUUGGAUCAGAUGUUGCGGUUAAAGUAUUUUCCAAGCAAGAAUAUUCAGAUGAUGUCAUAUAUUCCUUCAGACAGGAGGUGUCACUGAUGAAACGUCUCCGACAUCCAAACAUUCUUCUUUUCAUGGGUGCGGUAACUUCACCUCAACGCCUCUGUAUUGUGACAGAAUUCUUGCCACGAGGAAGUUUGUUUAGGUUACUACAAAGGAAUGCAUCCAAACUAGAAUGGAGACGGCGUAUUCACAUGGCUUUAGAUAUAGCUCGUGGCAUGAACUAUCUUCAUCAUUUCAACCCACCUAUAGUUCAUCGGGAUCUAAAGUCUUCAAAUCUUCUCGUUGACAAGAACUGGACUGUUAAGGUUGGGGACUUUGGUCUGUCACGACUUAAGCACGAGACAUAUCUAACAACGAAGAAUGGUAAAGGAACGCCACAAUGGAUGGCUCCAGAAGUUCUUCGCAAUGAACCUUCAGAUGAGAAGGCUGAUGUAUACAGUUUUGGAGUUAUACUAUGGGAAAUUGCCACGGAAAAGAUCCCUUGGGAUAACCUCAACUCAAUGCAGGUGAUUGGAGCUGUAGGAUUCAUGAAUCAGCGGCUAGAUAUCCCCAAGGAUGUUGAUCCACAGUGGGUUUCUAUUAUUGAGAGCUGUUGGCAUAGUGAGCCACAGUUACGCCCAGCGUUCCUCGAGUUGGUAGAUAAACUCAAGGAUAUACUGAGGCAGCAUACCAUUCAGGCGCAGGCAGCACGUAGCGUUGCCGGAGAUGGCAGCCAGAAGGAACUAUAGAUAAAGAUGUACGUUUGUGCUUGAGUUUCUGUCAAUCUGCCAGCAGAUACACUGAUAAAGCUGAGCCUUCAGUGGCUGUCUGCUUAGAAGUGUCAAUCAGAGCUCACAAAUUGCUUGUGUUGUCGGAUACAAAUUUGGUGAAAAUUGUAAAGCAGGCUUGACUGCGAGGAAACUUGAUAGAGGAGAUAACAGCUGUCACUUAUCGGUUUCGAGGAAGAACAUAAAUCCAAUAGGACAUUGCGUGUGUGAGAUCCAUUACUUGUCUCUGCAUCACACUAGCUCUCAGUGUUAAAUCAUCACCUCAAGUUUGGUCUGUGCCUUGUAACUUUUAGUUUGUCGAGGAUUCCAUAAAGGUCGUGGUCUAUCAACUAGGCUGUAUUUUAUUGAGGCUUAGAAAGAUCAUCUGUAACACGUCGUUUCUACUUCUAUUCUCCCUCCUCGCCUUUUUUUGUGGCCCUACUUUGGACUUUUCCGUCCUUCCUAACUUGGCUGACUAAAUGUUCUUUUUUCAUGUCUA